AUGCCUUUCCUCGGACAGGACUGGAGGUCACCGGGUCAGAGUUGGGUAAAAACCGAGGAGGGAUGGAAAAGGACAACAACAGACGACAAAUACAAUAAUGUUUCCGGGGACAGCUUCUGCAAGGAAGAGCAGGAGGAGUGCUUCAGCAAGGAGAACCUGCUGCUCUCUCUCAGCUAUGACAUGGCUGCCAAGAAGAGGAAAAAAGACCAAACGAACAACAACACCAAGGUCCCCUAUUUCCACAGGGAAAAGUGGAUUUAUGUUCAUAAAGGAAGCACCAAGGAGCGCCACGGAUAUUGUACACUGGGAGAGGCCUUCAACCGCUUAGAUUUCUGCAGCGCCAUCAAGGACACGAGGAGAUUUAAUUACGUAGUCAGACUUCUGGAACUUAUCGCCAAAUCCCAGCUCCCCUCGCUCAGUGGAGUGGCGCAGAAAAACUACAUGAAUAUUCUGGAGAGAGUGGUACAGAAAGUCCUUGAUGACCAGCAGAAUGUCCGUCCCAUCAAGGAGCUGCUGCAGACGCUGUAUGUCUCGUUGUGUGGUCUUGUCCAGGACAUGGGCAAGUCUGUCCUGGUGGGGAACAUCAACAUCUGGAUGCACCGCAUGGAGAACAUCCUACAGUGGCAGCAGCAGCUGGACAACAUCCAGAUCAACAGGCCCACCUCUACAGGCAUGACUCUGAUUGACCUGCCUGCCAGCCUGCAGCUCAACAUCAUGCAGUGUCUGUCGGAUGGCAGGGACCUGGUCAGCCUGGGCCAGGUGUGUCCCGAGCUGGGGGCCCUCACAGAGGACCGGCUGCUGUGGAAGAGACUCUGCCACUACCACUUCACAGACAGACAGAUUCGAAAGCGCCUGAUGGUGUCAGAUAAAGGUCACCUGGAGUGGAAGAAGAUGUACUUUAAGCUGAGCCGUUGCUACCCUCACAGAGAGCAGUACAGUGACACCCUGCACUUCUGCACACACUGCCACAUCCUUUUCUGGAAGGACACAAACCAUCCCUGCACAGCCAACAACCCAGAAAGUUGCACCGUGUCCCUCUCCCCACAAGACUUCAUCAACCUUUUCAAGUUCUGAUCCCCACAUCCUCUCAAAUCCACAUGAACUCACUGUACAUACUGUAAAUGGAAUUGUAUAAUAUUAUUUUUCUUUCAGAGCACAGCCAAUUCCUGGAUGUAUAUUUAGUUGAUGUCAGACUGGAGGGGGCCUCAGGCAGUGGGACAAUUAUGCAAUUGAGGUUCUUUAGAGAAAGUACACAGGCUUCUGGCUGUUGGAAAUGAGUGAAUGUGACAGAUGAAAAGAAAUGCAGAAGAAACAGGACUGGAUGGAGGAAGGGAGAGCAGAGAUAAAACAUUCUGCCUGUGAAUCUACUCUUAGUUUAACAUGGUUUUUGAAAUGACCCCUCCAAAGUAAAUGCACCGUUUGACGUUGGCUGUUCUUCUCAGUUUGGAGAAUCUGAUUUUCAGACCUUGAAGUUAUUCUUUUCAACAUGGGAAGAUUAUUCAGAUGUUUAUUUUGUGAUUUAUUUGAUAUGAUAUUACAAGGCCUGCUCAUGUGGGGGAUGCAAUGUGUUUGAUUUCCAGAUGAAAAUUGCAAUAAUAAUGUGUUUGGUACUGGGAUGGAGAGGAGUACAUUUGGAGCUGCUGCAGUUCAGAAGAGAUAAUGAAUGUAAGCAGGAGGAUUGGGAGCUUAUCAGUAGACUGAGAGGUGAUUCUUAGACAUGUUAAUACACCACAAUAUGUUUUCUAUUUAGUUUAGUUCUUUUUCACUUUUAUAUGAUUUUAUAUGAACAGUUUUCUGCUGUGGCUGCACCUGAGUGCAGUAUUACAAAAGAUUGUAGUCAGUCAGUACAACAACGGUGUGUGCCUUUUCAUAAAACUUGAAAUUGAUACAGCUUAAUCCUUGUUUGCAAUGUUUUCAGAUCCUGAUGCUGUUUUUGUCAUCAACAAAUGUCUGAUUUGAGUGGCUAAUACCAGCCCUGUCUGAAAAUGUGUAUUUUUUUUGUAGCCUCCUGCAUGAUUUUUUUUUUUUUUCAAAACCCAGCUGAUUGUGUUUACUGUUUAUUUAUUGAGAUUCUAACAUCUUGCACUAAUGGCUUUGAAGGAAAGGGAGAAUUGGUCUAAAUGUGCAGUGUGACCCAGACUUUCUUCUACCACUGCUCAGACAGUGAGGGAUGAUGUACAUGCUAUGCAAUGCGUUGUCUAUGUUCUGUUGAAUAAAUAAAAUAACCUCAUCUGUGGCAUCA
Molecule: messenger RNA, 2242 nt
Organism: Monopterus albus (swamp eel)
Lineage: Eukaryota; Metazoa; Chordata; Actinopteri; Synbranchiformes; Synbranchidae
Gene: fbxo32
Product: F-box protein 32
Exons: 9
Coding region: 1-1074 (357 amino acids)
Biological process (GO): protein ubiquitination
Cellular component (GO): nucleus; SCF ubiquitin ligase complex; cytoplasm
Molecular function (GO): protein binding
Source: RefSeq, a predicted model, not a curated record